ACAUUUAUGAGCAAAAAUAAGCAACUGAUGUAGAAAGGGAAAGCCUUUCAUUUCAAUUAUACACUCCGUCUUGUGUUGCAGUAUCUGAGAGAAACCCAUCAAUCGAUUUCAUCAGAAAGUAAAAAUCAAAAUAAAAAAGUGGAAGCUUGUUGCUGUCGUUGAUCAAUGGCGUCGAAUCAGCAGCAGGGAAGUGCGGAGAAACCGGCGAAGAGGAAGCCAGUGUUCACCAAAGUGGAUCAGCUGAAACCGGGAACCAACGGUCACACCUUGGUGGCGAAGGUGUUGUCUUCAAACACCGUCUUGAACAAAGGGAGACCCUCCUCUUCCCAAAACCUUCGCCCCACUCUCAUCGCAGAGUGCCUCAUCGGCGACGAAACCGGCACCAUCCUCUUCACCGCUCGCAACGAUCAAGUUGAAUUGAUGAAGCCAGAUACUACUGUGAUUCUCCGAAACGCAAAGAUAGACAUGUUUAAGGGAUCAAUGAGGCUGGCUGUUGACAAAUGGGGCCGCAUUGAGGUAACUGAACCAGCAAAGUUUGCAGUUAAAGAGGAUAACAACCUAUCUCUGGUCGAAUAUGAAUUGGUGAACGUGGUUGAGGAAUGAUUCUGCUGAAGAGUGCAAACAUGGCUUUAUGAUUUGUUUAUUGCACAAUGGAUACUGGGAAGGUGAAACAUAACUGGUGAUGGAUUGGACUGGUAUACGUUCUUACUUGUAUUUAGGCGGUAUUUCCCUUUAACAUGUUUGACAUUUCUUAGGGCUAAGCUUAAGUCACUUGGAUAGUAUUGUCUCAACACUAAGAUUUGCUACUAUCUUUGCCAGCAGCUGUAUCCAAUGGAGAAAAGUAUGAUAUUUUGUUUA
Messenger RNA from Arachis stenosperma, 858 nucleotides. RefSeq lists its product as uncharacterized. The transcript has 2 exons. Lineage: Eukaryota; Viridiplantae; Streptophyta; Magnoliopsida; Fabales; Fabaceae. The record is from RefSeq and is a predicted model, not a curated record. Bases 166 to 603 code for a protein of 145 amino acids.